This is a messenger RNA of Odocoileus virginianus texanus, 976 nucleotides long. RefSeq names its product keratin-associated protein 10-8-like. Gene Ontology annotation, cellular component: keratin filament. NCBI's taxonomy places the organism in Eukaryota, Metazoa, Chordata, Mammalia, Artiodactyla, Cervidae. The record is from RefSeq and is a predicted model, not a curated record.
CACACACUCACAUCCUCACCCUCCUUCAGCCCCACCGCCUUCACCAUGGCUACCUCCGCCUUGUCUGUCUGCUCCAGUGACCUGAGCUAUGACUGUCCAGAGAGCUGCUGCCAGCCCUCCUGCUGUGCCCCCAGCUGCUGCACCCCAGCCCCCCGCCUGGCCCUCCUCUGCGCCCCAGUGAGCUGCGAGUCCAGCCCCUGCUGCCAGCCAGCCUGCAGCAGCUCCUCCCUGGCCUUGGGCUGCAAGCAGUCUAGCUGCCAGCCCUCCUGCUGCACCUCCUCCCCCUGCCAGCAGGCCUGCUGUGAGCCCGUCUGCUGCAGGCCCGUCUGCUGCACUCCUGUCUGCUGCAGGCCUGUCUGCUGCACUCCUGUCUGCUGCAGGCCCGUCUGCUGCACUCCUGUCUGCUGCAAGCCCGUCUGCUGUGAGGCCUCCCCCUGCUCAGCCCCCUCGUCCUGCUGCAAAUCUUCCUCCUCUGUGUCCCUCCUCUGCCGCCCCGCCUGCUGCGUGCCCGCCUCCUCCUGCCAGCCCAGCUGCUGCCGCCCAGCCUCCUCUGUGUCCCUGCUCUGCCAGCCCGUGUGCUCCCGCCCAGCCUGCUGCAUCCCCACCUCAGCCCCGGAGCCCUGCUGCUGACCUGGCACAUCCUCUCAGGGCCACCCAGGUGCUAUGGGCCACUCCAUCCCCCUCUGUUGCCAGCCUCUGGCCCCCUUCAGGAUCUGACCAAGACCUGCAUGAACAUGCACUGACCUGAAACCCCAACAAGCAGGGCUUAGCUCACCUGCAGCCUCUGGGCCAGGCCCAGAUGAACCCGAGACAGCCCCAUGUUACCGAGGGUCCACAGGCUUCUCCCAACAGCCACGGACACUGCUUUCCCCCCAGCCUUUGGGGGCCUUGCUCUCUUCUGUCUCUGCCCCUCCUGUGCUGUGUACCGUCCUCCCACGAGGGUCUUGAGCUGAGUGAAUAAACUCGCCAUCCUUGC